Closterium sp. Naga37s-1 is the source of this 7686-nucleotide messenger RNA. The record is from the annotation of a GenBank genome assembly. NCBI's taxonomy places the organism in Eukaryota, Viridiplantae, Streptophyta, Zygnematophyceae, Desmidiales, Closteriaceae.
AUGCAGCGGUCCGGCAGCGGGUGGUUCGAGACGUUCUUAAACUCCCACCAGAAUAUUAGUAGCCACGGCGAGAUAUUUAUAGUCAGGCCGCGUCGCGAAAACGCGUCGGCGGUCGCGGAGACGCUUGACCGCGUGUACAACCUGGAUUGGUCGAACAGCGCCGCGAAGAACUCGUGCACGAGCGCCGUCGGAUUCAAAUGGAUGCUCAACCAGGGCGCGAUGGAGUUCAGCAGUGACGUGGCAGAGUACUUCAAGAAGCACCACGUGUCCGUGAUCCUGCUGAUCAGGAAGAACGUGCUGCGGCGGCUGAUUUCCAUUCUGGCGAACGCGUACGAUCGCAAGACGCAGCUAGUGGGAGUGCACAAGUCGCACACGCAUAGCAAAGAAGAGGCGGAGAAGCUGGCGACGUUUCGGCCGAACGUGAACGCGAAGCACCUGGAGGGCAACCUGCAGCGCGUGCAGGAGAUGGUGGACGACGCGCUGAGAGCGUUCAAUGGCACCAGACGGAUGCUCGUGUACUACGAGGACGUGGUCAAGAACAAAACGAUCCUGGAGAAUGUGCAGCGCUUCUUGGGGGUGCCGGCGCAGGAGCUGACGAGCAAGCAGGUGAAGAUCCACACGCGGCCACUGAGGGAGUCGAUCGAGAACUACGAUGCCGUGGCUGCGAAGCUCAAAGGCACCGAUUCCACCCCUCCGAACGGCAGUGUUGUUCCAGCAGGCAACAAGCAACCGGAUCAGUUCAUACCAGUCAAGGCAGUCUACGUGGCAAGAAGUCUGGACGUGAGGGGGCUAGCAGGUCCCAGUGGGUUCGGGGGCAUGCAGCUGCUGCCAGCCAAGAACAAUGUCAUCAUCCGCUUCCCCAACCGCUCCCUGCCUCUUCCCCUCCAUGCUGCGCUGUCCAAGCCUGGCAUGGAGGCAUGUGUGCCAGCGCCCGAGCGCUACAUGGUGGCAUUCCACUACGGCUCCGUCGUGUUCUUCAACUUUGACCGCACAGAGGAGGCGCUCGCCCUCGAUAUUGUCACGCAGCACUGCACUGGGGCGUUCAAGGAGGCGCACAGCGACGAGUACAGUGUGAUCGCGCGGGCGGGUCUCAAGGGGUGGAGCGAGGGGGGGCACGACUACGUGGCGGUGAGGCAGCUGGACGUGAACAACAUCCGAGUCAUCUCCAGCAUCCUCGGUCAGAGCGUGGCGCUGGACCAUUACGCACGCAAGGUGGAUGAGAUGGUGAACACGUUCAGUGAGCUGAACCGGGGCAUGGAGCAGAGCGGCACCUUCACCAUGACUCGCAAGAAGCUCUUCCAGCUCGUUGCUGCCGCCAACACCACCCUGGCUGACGUCAUCCUCAGAAUAGGGCUGCUGGAGAGAUCUGACACGGCGUGGCGGCAUGCGGAGUACUCCAAGAUCUGGGAGUUCCUGCGGGACGACUUUGAGCUCGACGAGCGCUUUGAGAGCCUCGACUUCAAGCUCAACAUCAUCCAGGGUCUUGCUAUCCCUGGUUACCACCCGCCCAUUCUUAGAAAACUGCCGCUCACCUCCUUCCUGCUGCGCCAUGAUAUAAGAGCCGCCUCACAAGUCUCCUCAUCCUCUGUUCCCCGACCCUCCCAACCUCUCCCUCCUUCCCACAGAGGUUCCUGCCGUCCCUGGUUACCACCCGCCCCAUUCGCUGCGGCCAAGUUCCUGCCAUCCCUGGUUACCACCCGCCCCAUUCGCCGCGGCCAAGUGCUCUUCUCCCUCCCCCUGCACCUCGCCUUCUCCUCCUCCCUCUGCGCCUCCUCUCCCCCCUUCUCGGUCCCAUCCCCAUCCCUCCCCGCAUCCCUCUCUGCUGAAGCCUCACUUGCUGUCUGCGCCCUCUCCCACCUCCACUCUUCCUCUUUCUCUUCCUCUUCCUCUUCCUCUUCCUCUCCUUCCUCCAACGCCGCCUCGCCUCUUGCCUGGGCGCCAUUCCUCCACCUGCUGAUUCACCUGAAGGCGGGCCAGCGCCGCCCGCUGCCCAUGAUGCACGAGGGGGUGGGCAUGCAGCCGGAGAUGCCCGAGAAGGCAGCAGUACGAGGGCGAGUACACGGCAUGGCAGCAGGCCUCACUCAAGAAGCCGCCAAGCGUACAGCACAAGGCCCACUUCCUCCUCGCCCUCCCCCCUCCUCUCCCCUCUGCCUCGCUCCCCCUCUCACCACCCAGGCAGAAGCACUGAGGCAGCAAUACGAGGGCGAGUACAGCGCAUGGCAGCAGACCAGCUCGAAAAAGCCACCAGCAUAUAAGUCCCGCCGCAAGACAAAGCCCAGCACCCCCCAUCACGAGGGGUCCACAGGGGCUACAGGGAGUGCAGUGAGCAAGGAGGAGUUUCUCCGUGCUGUCACCACUGCCCUCGUCUCUGCCAUCCCCCUGCCCUCCGCCGCUCUCCAUGCCACCAACCCCUCUGCUGCAAGCUCCCCCAGCGAAAGGCAGUGCCGUGCUGGUGCUGGCGACUAUGCCUCUGGUGCUCGUACGUGCUCAGGGGAGUGGGAGGGGGAAGGAGAAGGGGAGGGGAAGGGGGAGGAGGAUGGGCGGUAUGAGUUGGCGUUUGUGCCUCUCAUGCACCUGCUGGGGCGGGCAGGGAGAGGAUCCGUUGCAGAUAUAGUGCUGGCGGAUGGUGAAGGAGGGGAGACGAAUGGCACGGAGACUGGGAGCGGGCAGAAGGGAGGCGAUGGGAAUGGGGAUGCGGAUGGGGAUGGGGAUGGGGAUGGGGAUGCGGAUGGGGAUGGGGAUGGGGAUGGGGUAGGGGACGGGGACGGGGAUGGGGAUGGGGUAGGGGACGGGGACGGGGAUGGGGAUGCUGAUUCGGAAGUUGAUGCGCCGAACGUGCAGUGGGACGUGGUGGGGGGGUGGAUCCGCGUGGUUGCGACACAGCCCAUUGCCAACGAUGCGCCUCUGCUGCUUCCUCUGGAUGGCGGGCUGUCGGGUCAUUUCAGAGAGGCGCAGAAGGCCAGAGAGAGGAGGAUGAAGGCGAGGAGGCAGAGGAGGUUCAAAGAGGAGGAAGGGCAGAAGGGAGAGCAGGCUGAGGACACAGACAAGCAGCAGCAGCAGCAGCAGCAGGGGGAGGAAAAGGAAAAGGAGGAGGAGGAGACGGGUGAUGCAGGGGAGGAAGGGUACUUAGAGCAGCGCUGGGCAAGGGGAAGCAAGAGGUGGCAGGGAGCAGGACAGGCGGGCAAGGAGGAGAAACUACAGCUGCAGCUGCACAAGAGAGAGUCACUGAAGACACCGAGGCUUCCCCAGCCGUCGCUGAUCCACGCCACACCUCUCUCUAAUACAGAUGCCUUCACCUACUUUGGCGUGGCCCCCAAGUCGCUCUUCCUCGCCCAGUUCCCCCUCUUCGACUCCCCUCUUGCUGCCCUGCAAGCCGCUGCCACGCAAGUGCCGCCCGAUUUUGAUCCUGACGCAAUCGAAUCCCAGCUCAAGAUUGCGGAGAUCGGCGCGAAGAUUCUCCGGGCGGUGCGGAGGGUGAAGAGGAGGGUGGUUAAGGCGGUGGUGUGGGGGAGCAGGGAGGAGAGGGAGAGGCUGGGAGUGAGGGAGGAGAUUGUGGAGAAAGUGAGAGUGUGGGAGAUGAGGCGGGAGAUGAGGGAGAGGAUGGGGUUGGAGAAGAAACCAGGGGGAGGAGCAGGAAACGAAGGGGGGAGUGGGGGGGGAGAAGACGGGGAGGAGGAAGGUGGGGAAGGGGAGGAUGGGGAUGAUGGGGAGGAGGGGCAGGGAGGGCAAGGGGGGCAGGGAGGGGUGGAUGUGUCAUGGUUGGAAGGGCCGGCGCUGCAUGUGUACUCACUGGGACUCAUGGAUCCCGAGAUGGUGGCCUACCUCACUGCCUUCACCUACUUCUUCGCCACUAAGGAGGAGCCGCACUACAGCUUCUUUGCUCGAGUGAGCGUGGCCUAUGCGUGGAACCUCGACGGCAAAACCACAUGCACGCACAUGCCCCUCAUCUCCUCCUCCUUCCCCUCAUCCUCCUCAUCAUCCUCCUCCUCCAACCACUCCUCCAACCCCCUCCACAUCUCCCUCGCCGAGUUUCCAGAGCGGGACCACCUGCUCUCCGCCCUCACGCCUGUGCUGAGGCUGGUGGCGAGCACACUUAGAGAGCUGGUGGAGGCGCACUUAGCUAAGUACCAGGGCUCGGUGCAGGAGGACGCCAUGUCGCUGUAUUACGUGCCCUUCUGCCGCGUGUGGCAGCGCGCUGGAGUGAAGCAGCCCGAGAAGAUCGUCAAGAUCUGCGAGCCGUGGAUGAUGACGGGAUUGGAGGAGGUGGAGCACGUGGUGCAGCGGCACCUCAACCAAAAGCAGCUGCUCGUGGAGGCCUCUGAUUGGCUGCUGCUCUCCUGCGACCCGCGCUACGACCUGCACCUGGGGGAAACAAGGAGCUGGGCGGCAGGGGAGGGAGAGGGAGCGGGGGAGGGUGUCGAGGGGGAGGGUGAGGAAGGGAGGGAAGGGAAGGAGGCGAAGGGAGGGGAAGGGGAGGCGGAGCAGAAGAAGGGAGGAGGAGAGGGUGCGGUGGAAGAGGAGGGAGGGGAGGCAGGGGAGGUGGAGGAUGAUGAGGAGAGGAAGCUGAGGGCGUUUAUAAAGUGGGUGCAGCAGAGAGGCAUCAAGGAGUAUGGCACGGAUGACUCCCCUCUCAAGUUUCAUUUCUAUGACCAUCGUGACGUGGCACCCUCCUUGACUAACACCUCAGAUCCCUCUGCUGUCACCAACGCCUCUGCCAAGCCACGUGUCAGGCGGCAGAUGAGCAUGGUGGCGGGGCGGGACGUGCACGAGGGGGAGGUGCUGCUCACCAUUCCGCAGUCGCUGUGGAUCACAGCAGAGGUCGCAGCAGAGGAGAUGCCGCCCCACACAGGCCCGGUGGACAUCCAGGUGGCCAUGGUGGCGUGGCUGCUGCGGGAGAAGGCGAGGGGGAGGCAGUCGGAGUGGUGGCCAUACAUUGACAUCCUGCCGCCCUACGUGCCGCUGCCCUCCCGCUUCCGCAACGACUCCCUGGACGAGGCUCAGUCCGACCUCCUCAAGCUACUGGUCCACCAGCAGAGGGAGGUGGCCCUGAUGGAGUACAACCAAGUGCGGCCACCCGCCAUGGCGUUUGCAUCAUUCGACGACUACAUGUGGGCGCACUCCAUCCUCGACUCGCGCGCCUUCUCCGUGCCCUUCAAGGAGCUCUCCAGCCUCGACCUUGAAGUCCACCAACAAAGGGAGGUGGCGCUUAUGGAGUACAACCAGGUGCGCCCACCCGCCAUGGCGUUUGCGUCAUUCGACGACUACAUGUGGGCGCACUCCAUCCUCGACUCGCGCGCCUUCUCCGUGCCCUUCAAGGAGCUCUCUGGCCUGGACCUUGAAGUUGCUGUCGCAGGGGAGUCGGGCAAAACGGGGAGAUACGACCAGAGUGAGGGGGGUGAGAAGGAGAAGAGGAGGAGGGCGAGGGAGAAGCGGCGGAGGGCGAUGGCGAACGCACCGGGCGAGUUGGUGGAGGCGGUGAACGAGGCGGUGGGGGUGCUGCACGAAUCACCCCGCCGUGUGGUGCGUGGCGUGGGCAUGGCGCUUAUUACUGCAGCCGAGCUGCUGGACCACCAAAUCAACUCCUCCAUUCAGUAUAACAUCACACACCACUUUGAGUACAUAGCCAUGAUCACACACCACUUUGAGUACAUAGCCAUGGUCAAUGUCUCAGCAGGGACGGAGCUCGCCACGUCGUACGGUCCCAAGACCAACGACCAGCUGCUCGCCACCUACGGCUUCGUUCUCGAUGCCAACCCCUUCGAUGGCGCGCCUCUCUUUGACAACCUCACUGAGGCUGUGGGCGUGCUGGCGGCGCUGCUGGCCAAUGGGGGCAGUGAGGGUGGGCGAGGAACGGGGGGGAAGAGAGGGGAUGAGAGGGGGAAAGAAGGGGAGGGUGGAGGUGGUGUGGUUUCAGGCGUGCUAGCUAGUGAAGGGGCGAGGGAUUUGGAGGAGAUUGGGGGAGGAGGGGAGAAGAAAAAGGGGAGGGAGGUGUAUCCGGGGGAAGUGGAGCUGAAGAGGGCUCUGGAGGAGAUCUGGCUGACUGAAGAGCCGCCAGCCACACAGGCAGCUGAUGAUGGUGAUGGCUCAUCAGGCAAGGCUCUCUACCGCGACCUGUUGCGGGUGGCAGCCAAGGCAGUGGCAGCGGUGGUGGCGGAGGGAGAGGAUGGGAACUACACUGAGGCGCUCAAGAUGCCCCAGUAUAACCUCAAGCAGCGCGUGAACGAGGACGCGUGGAAGCGAGUGGGCAGGCGCAAGGGGGAGAGGAGAAGGACAGGUUUUGAGACGUCUCAACAAAGGAAGGGAGCCUCUGGGAGCAGUGGUGGUGGUGGUGCUUCUGGUGUUGCUGGUUCUGACGGUGGGCGUGGGGGGGGUGGUGUGGAGGGAGAGGGUGGGGACGACAGGGAGGAGGAGGAGGAGGAGGGAGAGGGGAGGAAGAAAGAUGAGAAGGAGAGGAUGGCGGAAGAGCAGGAGGUGGCGGUGUGGGCGUACGGGAUAGUGGAGCCCACUCUCCUGGCGUCACUAGCAGCCGUGUGGCACGUCGUGCACUACGAGCAAGUGUGGGCGUACGGGAUAGUGGAGCUCACUCUCCUGGCGUCACUAGCAGCCGUGUGGCACGUCAUGCACUACGAGCAAGAGCCCAACUACGCACAAUUGGCGCUGGGCUCUGUGCUGUACGGCUGGGGCAUAUCUGCCAACAACAGGACCUGCCUGCACUUCCUGCCCAAAAUCUCCUCUCCCUUCCCACCCCUCACCUUCCCCCUUUUCCCCACCAGAGCCCAACUUUUCUUAACUAGCGCUGGGCUGUGUGCUGUACGGUUGGGGCGUCUCUUCCAACAACAGGUCCCCCUGGCACCUCCUGCCACUCAAUUUGCCUUUUCCCCAUCCCUCCAUACCCCCCUCCCUUUUUUCCCCACCAGAGCCCAACUAUUCUCAGCUGGCGCUGGGCUCUGUGCUCCCAACUAUUCUCAACUAGCGCUGGGCUGUGUGCUGUACGGUUGGGGCGUCUCUUCCAACAACAGGACCUGCCUGCACCUCCUGCCAAACUACUCCACCCUCAUGCCGGCCGUGGUCGCUGCGGCCGACACCAUUCGUCUUCUAGCGGAGUACCGGCUGGCGCGGUACCCCACCACCAUGGAAGAGGACGACGCUGUGCUUCGGAAGCUUCAGUCCUGCCAAGCCUGGGGCAAAGGCUCGGCGGAAGGCUCGGCAGGACAAGAAACAGCUGGGACGGGCUUAUCCGGGGAGGGUUUGAUAUCUGGCAAGGAGGAGGAGAGGGAGAAAAGGGAGGAUAGGAAGGUCGAGGAAAAGGGACGAGAGGGAAAGGGGGACAAAGUAGAGGACAGAGAAGAGGGCAAAGAGGCGAGGGAAAGGGAGGUGUUUCAUGCAUGGUGUGUGCCAAUCUUACAAGUGGUGGAGGAGAGAAUGGUGCUGGUGAGGUACCGCCGUCACAAGAAGAAAGUGCUGCGAUCCGUGGCAUCCCGCCUUCACCGAACCUGCGUGCUCCCCUCCCUCACUGCUGCUCGUGCUGCUCCCCCCGGUGCUGGUCACGGUGCUGGUGGCUCGGACCGCACUGGUUCGGCUGCAGCUGAUCCGGCCGAAGCUGCGCCUGGGGAGAUUGCUUCGGUGCCUGGUUUGGCUGGUGAUCCACUUGGAGUUGUUGGGAAUAAUAAGAUCGAGGAUAAGUAG